ACGUCAAACGUGUAAAGUGAUCGCGCGAGUGUCGACGACCGAAUCAUCGAAAUCGGGCGGUGUGUGUUUUCUGGAAAAUCUAUCCGGCUGUUUCCGUUACUGCUAACCAAUAGCGAUCAUUCCCGUGGGACGAACCACUCUCCGGUGUCCUUGAAAUCGAUAAAGAACCAAGCCAACCGUUCUGCCCAGUGAAACAAAAUGCAGUGCAACGUUCGGCAUUUAGUGAAUCUGGCUGCCAAGGGUACUACCGCGGCUGGUCUUCGAAACCAUGGAGCAAUUCUUGGAGCGCUGUAUGGACGGUUCUACUCGACGACACAUGAUGCCGAUCUGGUUGUGAUUGGUUCCGGUCCCGGCGGAUAUGUCGCUUCCAUUAAAGCUGCCCAGCUUGGCAUGAAGACCGUCUGCAUCGAGAAGAACGACACCCUCGGCGGUACCUGUCUGAACGUCGGAUGCAUCCCAUCAAAGGCACUGCUAAACAACUCCCACUAUUAUCACAUGGCCCACUCGGGGGACAUGGCAAGCAGAGGCAUCUUGGCCGACAACAUUCGACUUGAUCUCGAAGCACUGAUGGGACAGAAGUCGAAAGCGGUUAAAGCACUUACCGGUGGUAUCGCGCAGCUCUUCAAAAAGAACAACGUUACCCACAUCAACGGAUGGGGAACCAUCACCGGACCGAACACGGUUGUGGCGAAAAAGUCCGAUGGCAGCGAGGAUAUUGUUAAUGCGAAGAACAUCAUGAUUGCGACCGGCUCGGAAGUGACACCCUUCCCGGGUAUUGACGUCGACGAGGAAACUAUUGUUUCUUCGACCGGUGCGCUGAAGUUAAAGGAAGUCCCUAAGCGAUUGGGUCUUAUUGGAGCCGGUGUUAUUGGCCUUGAACUUGGAUCAGUUUGGGGUCGGCUCGGUUCGGAAGUGACGGCAAUUGAGUUUUUGCCCACGAUUGGAGGUGCCGGCAUUGAUCAGGAGGUUUCGAAAUCUUUCCAAAAAAUUCUGACGAAGCAAGGUUUCAAAUUCCUACUUGGAACUAAGGUGAUGAGUGCUUCUAAAACUGGCGGAGCCAUUUCUGUUAGCGUUGAAAAUGUUAAGGAUGGCAAUAAGCAGGAACUGGAAUUCGAUGUGCUACUGGUUUCUGUUGGUCGUCGGCCGUACACCGAGGGACUUGGUUUGGAAAACGUCGGCAUUGUCAAAGAUGAUCGUGGUCGCGUCCCAGUGAACACCAUGUUCCAAACGAUUGUCCCUAGCAUCUAUGCAAUCGGUGAUUGCAUUCACGGCCCAAUGUUGGCUCACAAAGCCGAAGACGAAGGUAUCAUCUGCGUCGAGGGAAUGCUCGGUGGACAUGUUCACAUCGAUUACAACUGCGUACCCAGUGUUGUGUAUACUCACCCCGAAGUUGCUUGGGUUGGCAAGAAUGAGGAAGAACUUAAGAACGAAGGCGUUGCCUACAACGUGGGCAAAUUCCCGUUUGCGGCAAACUCCCGUGCCAAGACCAACAACGACACCGAAGGUUUCGUCAAGGUGCUGGCCGACAAGCAAACCGAUCGCGUGCUCGGUGUACACAUUAUUGGACCGGUCGCCGGUGAACUGAUCAACGAGUCUGCCCUUGCCAUGGAGUACGGCGCUUCUGCUGAGGAUGUUGCCCGUGUCUGCCAUGCCCACCCGACGUGUGCGGAAGCGUUACGGGAAGCCCACACAGCUGCCACGUUUGGCAAACCGAUUAAUUUCUAAAUAAGUGUGUAGUGUAUGAUGAACUCCGAGAAACAUCAAUGAAUAAUAUAAGCUAAGAACAUGCGGAGAAUUUUGCGUAAAAUAUAUGUGCUUUUAAAGCACUUCGGUCGAAUCUAGUACUGCGUAACUAGAGUGACACGCGAGAUUACAAAUUGGAGAGAAUAUCAUUUUUAGCAGUUCCCAGGAAGAAAAAAACGUAAGUAUCACCAAGUAAAACAACAAAUACAAGGCCCUUCAUCUCGAACCGAAGCAGAUGAGUAAGAACAAGCAAUUCUGCUAUUUUGUAUCAAAAAGCGUAAGGAACCUAUUAAAUUAUUGUGUUAGAUACAAUCUAA
Topomyia yanbarensis is the source of this 2060-nucleotide messenger RNA. Its product is annotated as dihydrolipoyl dehydrogenase, mitochondrial. The record is from RefSeq and is a predicted model, not a curated record. Bases 199 to 1725 code for a protein of 508 amino acids. Gene Ontology annotation, cellular component: mitochondrion; oxoglutarate dehydrogenase complex. The transcript is spliced from 4 exons. Gene Ontology annotation, molecular function: flavin adenine dinucleotide binding; dihydrolipoyl dehydrogenase (NADH) activity. NCBI's taxonomy places the organism in Eukaryota, Metazoa, Arthropoda, Insecta, Diptera, Culicidae.